Molecule: messenger RNA, 216 nt
Organism: Lottia gigantea (owl limpet)
Lineage: Eukaryota; Metazoa; Mollusca; Gastropoda; Lottiidae
Exons: 1
Source: RefSeq, a predicted model, not a curated record
UGUCAUAAGUUAGCAUUUGAACGGUUAUAUCUCAUAUUGGCACACUAUUUUCUCAUAUUGGCACACUAUUUUCUCAUAUUGGCACACUAUUUUCGCAUAUUGGCACACUAUUUCCUCAUAUUUGCACACUAUUUCUUCAUAUUGGUACACUAUUUCCUCAUAUUGGUACACUAUUUCCUCAUAUUGGCACACUAUUUUCUCAUAUUGGCACACUAU